CUUUUCUUUAUAGACUAACUUUCCAUUGCUAGAACAUAUUAAGAAGGAUGUCUGCUUUAAAGGGGAAGUUAAGAUUAGAUGAAGAUGAUCACAAUAUUAGGGGUUUUAACAAUAAAUCGAGGUCAACAAACCAGAAGAAUGUGUCAAAAACCAUUGUAAAACAAUACACGCUGUUAUUCCUGGGAUUUGUGUUAUCAAGCCAUGUGGCGAAUGCGAACGGUUCAACACUUCCUCCAGUUGAAGAAACAACAACACUCGAUUCUCAGAAACCUCUUUACGCUGUCAUUAUUGAUGCCGGAUCGACUGGAUCUCGAGUAUUCGCAUUUCGUUUCCGCACUUCGACUGAGAAUGGCAGUCCAGUCUUGGAAAGCGAAUUGUUUCAUCAGGAGAAGCCGGGCUUGAGUUCAUACGCCGACAAUCCUAUCGAGGCGACGAAAUCUCUUGGAAUUCUUGUUGAAAAGGCAAAAUCCGCUAUUCCUUCCUCCGAAUGGGGCGACACUCCACUUCUUCUGAAAGCCACAGCCGGCCUUCGACUUCUUCCUGCUGACAAGGCGAAUCGAAUUCUAGAGGUGACGAGAAAUUUUCUUAACUCUUCCGGUUUUCAAUUGAACGAAAAUUCGGUGUCAAUAAUGGAAGGUGUUGACGAGGGAAUUUUCUCAUGGGUCACUGCCAAUUUCCUACUGGGACGAUUUAGUCAACAGGGCACGCAAAGUCUGGUGGCGGUUAUCGAUCUUGGCGGUGGAUCAACACAAGUUACCUAUCGUCCUAACGAGGAAAAUAUAAAAGCUUUAAACCACUCUAUUCAUAAUAUCAGUGUGUUUAACCAAAAAAUGAGUGUCUUUACUCACAGUUAUUUGGGCAUGGGACUCAUGGCUGCGAGAAAGGCAAUUUUGAUACCGAAAUCAGCAGCGAAAAAUGAAAAUGGAAUUGUCGUGGUGCACUCGAAAUGUUUUGAUCCAUUAGCUAAUGCUGCGUGGAAGUAUGGAAGUCAAGAUUAUGAAGUUAUGGGUUCAGCAGAAAAUGCACCAGAAGUUGACCAGAAUAGCACCAAAGAUGGGGACAAAAGUUCGUCUAAUAAAUUUGAAGAUUGUCUGAAUUUGGUUAAAAACUACACAAAUACGAUUGAAAAUAGACCAGUGGGUUUAAACAAAGAAGAUAUUUUUGCCUUUGCGUAUUAUUUUGACCGAACUUCUGAGGUUGGAUUGAUAGACCGAAAAAUGGGAGGAAAGAUUACGCUUGAAGAUAUUCAUAAAACUGCUUUAGAAGCUUGUAAUAUCGGGAAUCGGGAGCAACCAUUCAUGUGUCUUGAUUUAACUUACAUUUACUCCUUGUUGACAGAUGUUUACGGUCUUAAUCCAGAAAACAAUCUCCAGAUCAGUGACAGUAUUUCUGGUCAUCAAUUAAACUGGGCUUUAGGAUUGGCUUUGAACAUGUUACAAAGUAAAUUUUAAUAUUCAAAGGAGACGUAUUUUUUUUAAACAAAAUGCGUUAAAAUCAUUGUUAAAAUUUUUUAAUUUUGAAAAUUCUAUAAAUUUACAAUUAAAAACAUACACUGAAAAAAAAGUUCUGGUUGGAAUUACCAGAAAACCUGUUUUUAACUAGAAUUUCGUGUUAAAUAUGCCCUAACUAGAUUUUUUCUGGUUAGGUUAACCAGAAUUCUAGUUAAUUUAACCAGAAUUCUAGUUGUUUUAACUAGAAUAUCGUGUUAAAUAUACCCUAACCAGAACUUU
This is a messenger RNA of Leptopilina heterotoma, 1730 nucleotides long. Its product is annotated as ectonucleoside triphosphate diphosphohydrolase 5-like. Lineage: Eukaryota; Metazoa; Arthropoda; Insecta; Hymenoptera; Figitidae. The transcript has 4 exons. The record is from RefSeq and is a predicted model, not a curated record. Gene Ontology annotation, molecular function: GDP phosphatase activity; UDP phosphatase activity. Gene Ontology annotation, cellular component: membrane. Gene Ontology annotation, biological process: nucleoside diphosphate catabolic process. The coding region runs from base 48 to 1451 and encodes 467 amino acids.